AUGAUCCUGCUCCUCCUUCUGUUCGCCCUGACCCUCGGUGCUGUGUCUAAGGUUCAGCUGCAGUGUGGAAACUGUCCCUUGUUCUGGUCCAGCUUCAACAACCGCUGCUACAAGUACAUAGCCACAAAGCAGAGCUGGGCUGGUGCAGAGCUCUACUGUGUGUCACAGGGAGCCAACCUGGUGUCUAUCCACAGUCUGGAUGAACAUAAUUUCAUCACAGCCCUGAUCAAGAACUUUGAUCCUGCUGAAGGAUUGACCUGGAUCGGACUCAGCGACCUCCACAAAGAAGGCCGCUGGAUGUGGUCUGAUGGUUGUCCGACUAGAUUUCUCCUUUGGGCCUCAGGACAGGCAGACAACUAUAAAGAAAUUGAACACUGUGUUGAAAAGACAAGUCAUGACAAAUGGAAUGAUCGACAUUGUAAAGCUAAUCGUACCUCUGUUUGUGCAUCUCGCAUAAUGUGUCCUCAGGGACGUUUCUUCAUUAGGGGCAGGGGCACUGCCCCACCAGAUGGCGCUAUUUUUAAGUCUCACAAACCACCUCAGGACUGCAUGUGCAUCCACACCAGGUGGAUUUUAGUAGCUCUCACACUGGAUAGGUUCAGAACUGCAGGUCGCAUCGAGCCAGUCAACUAUCAGAAUAAGGGCCAAUGUGAGCUGGUCUUGACUAACACGCACUAA
Molecule: messenger RNA, 678 nt
Organism: Limanda limanda (common dab)
Lineage: Eukaryota; Metazoa; Chordata; Actinopteri; Pleuronectiformes; Pleuronectidae
Product: galactose-specific lectin nattectin-like
Exons: 3
Coding region: 1-678 (225 amino acids)
Molecular function (GO): signaling receptor activity
Source: RefSeq, a predicted model, not a curated record